GGGGGCCUGGCCCCGAGCGGCCAAUCAGAGCCGGGGCAAGCGGCGGGAGAGACCGAUAGACUGGAGAAGGAGGGGGGGAGACCCCCCCCCCGGCCCCGCUCCGCCUCCCGCUUGGCGGGCUCCCCCUUUAAAACGGGGCCACCGCCCCCCUGCGAGCGGCACCCGGACGCUUGGGUCCUUUCUGCACUGUACGCAUGAUGCCCGCGCCGUACACCCGACUCCUGGGGCAGGGUGCCCGCUUCCUGCGGUGCUGGUGGGGGGCGCCGGUCCGGUCGGCCCAUGCCCUGCGAGUGCCGAGCGGGGACCUGGGCCGGCUCCCAGGCCGGCUGCGGGCGUUCGUGGAGCACGGGGUGCGGCUGUGCCAGCCCGAAAACGUUCACGUCUGUGACGGCUCUGAGGCUGAGAACGAGGCCAUCCUGGGGCUGCUGGAGGAUGAGGGCGUCAUCAAACAGCUGGACAAAUAUGAGAACUGCUGGCUGGCCCGGACGGACCCCAAGGACGUGGCGCGGGUGGAGAGCAAGACAGUGAUCGUGACGGAGAACCAGCGAGACACGGUGCCCAUCCCCGCUGGGGGCGCCAAGGGGCAGCUGGGCAACUGGAUGGGCCCCAAAGCCUUCCAGGAGGCCGUGGACGGCCGGUUCCCCGGCUGCAUGAAAGGCCGCACCAUGUACAUCAUCCCCUACAGCAUGGGCCCCAUUGGCUCCCCACUCUCAAAGAUCGGGGUGCAGCUGACGGACUCCCCCUAUGUGGUGGCCAGCAUGCGGAUCAUGACCCGGAUGGGGGCCCCCGUCCUCCGUGCCCUAGGCGAGGGGGAGUUUGUCAAGUGCCUCCACUCUGUGGGGCGCCCCCUGCCCCUGGAAGAGGACCUGGUGAACAACUGGCCCUGCAACCCCGAGAAGACCCUGAUCGCCCACGUCCCCGACAGGCGGGAGAUCGUCUCCUUCGGCAGCGGCUAUGGUGGGAACUCGCUGCUGGGGAAGAAAUGCUUCGCCCUGCGCAUUGCUUCCCGCAUCGCCAAGGACGAGGGGUGGCUGGCCGAACACAUGCUGAUCCUGGGCAUCACCAACCCCGAGGGGCGGAAGAAGUACGUGGCAGCUGCAUUCCCCAGCGCCUGCGGGAAAACCAACCUGGCCAUGAUGAACCCCACGCUGGCGGGCUGGCGGGUGGAGUGCGUCGGGGACGAUAUCGCCUGGAUGAAGUUUGACAGCGAGGGCCGGCUGCGGGCGAUCAACCCCGAGAACGGGUUCUUCGGAGUGGCACCGGGCACCUCCAUGAAGACCAACCCCAACGCCAUGCACACGAUACAGCGUAACACCCUCUUCACCAACGUGGGCGAGACCAGCGAGGGGGGUGUCUACUGGGAGGGCAUCGACCAGGUCCUGCCCCCCGGCACCUCCGUCACCAGCUGGCUGGGGCGGCCCUGGGCACCGGGUGCCAAGGAGCCGUGCGCCCAUCCCAACUCCCGGUUCUGCGCCCCGGCCCGCCAGUGCCCCAUCAUGGACCCGGCCUGGGAGUCCCCCGAGGGCGUCCCCAUUGACGCCAUCAUCUUCGGCGGGAGGAGACCCCAAGGGGUGCCCCUGGUCUACGAAGCCUUCAACUGGCGGCACGGCGUCUUCGUGGGCAGCGCCAUGAGGUCCGAGUCCACCGCCGCUGCCGAACACAAAGGCAAGGUGAUCAUGCACGACCCCUUCGCCAUGCGCCCCUUCUUCGGGUACAAUUUUGGGCGCUACUUGGAGCACUGGCUGGGCAUGGAGGAGCGGCGCGGGGUCCGUCUGCCCAAGAUCUUCCACGUCAACUGGUUCCGCAAGGACGCGGCCGGCAACUUCCUGUGGCCAGGCUUCGGGGAGAACUCGCGGGUGCUGGACUGGAUCUUCCGGCGGGUGGAAGGGGAGGAGAGCGCGCGGGAGACGCCCAUCGGCUAUGUGCCCCGGGAAGGGGCCCUUGACCUCCAGGGCUUGGCCAAGGUGGACUUCCAAGAGCUCUUUUCCCUGCCCAAGGCCUUCUGGGAGCAGGAGGCGCUGGAGGUGCGCAAGUACCUGACCGAGCAGGUCAACGACGACCUACCCCGGGAGGUGAUGAGGGAACUCGAGGGGCUGGAGAGCCGGGUGAAGAAGAUGUGAGGGGGGGCAGGGAGGCGGCCUGCCAAAAACACGGCCCUCGUGGAGUUUGUUUACAUAGCAUUCCCCCGCCUUGCCCAAUGCCGCUGCUAUCUCAGUGCCUUGCUGCAAGUCAGCUGUCAUCUUCCCUUGACGUGGGUUGGCCAUCUUCUUCUCUUGACCGUGGUUCCGCUAUCUUGUUUGCUUGAGGAGUCAGCCAUUUUGUUCCCUUAAUCAUGGUUCCACCAUUUUCUUCCCUCAAUGUGGGUUGGCCAUCUUCAAUUGACAUAGGUUGGCCAUUUUCUUUCCUUGACUGUGGUUCCACCAUCUUCUUCAACUGACAUGGGAAGGCCUUCUUGUUUCCUUGACACGGAUUGGCCGUUUUGUUUCCGUGACGAUGUCCACCAUCUUGGUUCCUGGAUGUGGGCUGCCUAUUUUUCUCCUCUUGACCAUGGUUCUGCCAUCUUGUUUCCGUGCCCAUGAGUCAGCCAUCUUGUCCCCUUGAAAGGUUGACCUUCCUUCCAGCCAGAUUUUAAUAUAAUCACUUGUGAGGUUGGAACAACCCAGCUGGGUUUCGCCAUCGGGUCCAGCUCUUCACACAAACCAGGGCCUCAGCAUCUACCGCCAACCCUGUCCUCCGUAAACCCAACAUCAGCCAGCACAUGAAUGCAAACCUAGCAUCCUCCAGGCUUAGCUCUGACGGUAAGGCUUAUUUUAACCAUGAUCUGUGCCCCCGUUGCAACACUAAAAAGGAACCACCGUCCAUGGCUGGAUCUCUCAACCGCACUGACCGUUAGCCACUCUUAACUCAACCCAAGCCCAGUUCCUAAGCAGUAUUACAAUAAAUCAACUCAGGAUAUGCCAGACCUCUCCAUCACCACCCAUCCUCACCCCAGUGCUCAACGCCCCUCCCCAGGUGGGACGCCGGCCAAAUUCUCAACUCUGCCGACCCAUCAUCUAACCACACCAGGACACCCCGUCCCUUUCUCUUUAAGCCCUGAGUCCCACCUCAAACUGGAACCCCCCAAACCCCCGUCUUCCCCCUGAAUCCUCAAUCGGUUCUUCCAGCUGCACCAGCCCUCCCUCCCGGUGGGCUCUCACCGUCAAGCUGAGGUGAGCUUAGCAACCCCCACCCCUCUUCUUCCUUUCCAGUGCUUGGCCCCGGGCCUGCCCCUCUAACGGAUCCUCAGGAAGAUUUUUGCCUUCAAUGCAGGGCGGGACGGCUCCCGGUGAUGGAGACAGGGAAGGGGGGUGAACUGGGGCGGACGACAGCUGGUAUUUCCCGGGCGCAGGCUGGGCCGAAGUGGGGGCGGGAGCAGAAGCGACGUGGGGUUCAGCGCUGGGGUUCUUGGUACUACACAAUGGGCUUUUGUUACUAAUCACUGUUAAUGAGACACGAGUGUCAAACAAUAAAAGGAUCUGAAGGAC
Messenger RNA from Chrysemys picta bellii (western painted turtle), 3524 nucleotides. RefSeq names its product phosphoenolpyruvate carboxykinase 2, mitochondrial (gene PCK2). Gene Ontology annotation, cellular component: cytosol. The record is from RefSeq and is a predicted model, not a curated record. Gene Ontology annotation, biological process: gluconeogenesis; response to starvation; hepatocyte differentiation. Lineage: Eukaryota; Metazoa; Chordata; Testudines; Emydidae. Gene Ontology annotation, molecular function: phosphoenolpyruvate carboxykinase (GTP) activity; manganese ion binding; GTP binding.